ACAAGUAAUGAAAAUCCACAGUUGGGCUGAAUAGACUGUACUUCAGUCCCCUCGCCCCUGAAAGAGCCUUAUUGCCAGAAUAACUCUCAGGGAGCUGACUGUAUGGCGGGUUGACCAGAGGCACUCUCGGGUCGGAAGUUCUCCAUGAAAACAAGAGCCAGAACAGCAGAGCGGCUCCCGGAGAAUGCAACUUCCUUCCAAGUGGUCCCUGAAGUGAUGGAUGACACACAGAAACUGCAGUACAGACUUGCCCAGCAUGACACUCUCUCUGUCUGCUCAGACUCCAGCCUGGAACUUGCCCUGGAGCAGCUGGAUAUCCAAGAGUCACAUCUCAAGGCCCUGCCCUACCCUAUGAGGAAGAAACAAGCCCUCAGAAAGCAACUCAGAGCAUCCACUGGAAGAAAUGUGUCCAACUGGGUAGCCUUAAAACAAAGACAAUACAGGAUCCAGAAGCAGCUUCAAGAAGGCAUUUCGGACUUUUCCAGAAUCUUCCGGCUCUGGAGGGUUUCUCUGGAUGACAUUGAAGGAAGCUUUGGCCCUGGAAUCCAGUCGUAUUUCACCUUCCUGAGGUUCCUGCUUCUUGUCAACUUCCUGGCUGUGCUAUUGAUUGCAAGUUUCAUACUGCUGCCUAUUACCAUUUCUCAGGGUGUGAACCCCUUUCCUCAUAGUCCAAGCACAGCAUCUGAGUGCAUGAACUACAGUACUGUCAUCGGUCCUCGAUCUGCCUGGAGGCGCUUGCAAGACAUCUUCACUGGGGAAGGCACUCUGGAGCAUUCCUACCUGUUCUAUGGUGCUUAUAAUGUGAAACAGUAUCAAACCAAUCACUACAAUGUGCAUUUGGCCUACCUACUUAGCAUCCUGGGAUACCUCUUUGUCUGUUUCAUUUGGAUCUUCCAGAGGAUCGUGGCCAACUUUGUGCAUGGACAGAUACUACAAUGGGAAUUCAAGCCAUGUGUCAGUGCUAGAAUUUUCAGUGAAUGGGAUUUCUGCAUCCAAAGCCCUGAAGCAGCCAGACUCAAACAGAAGACUAUUUACAAUGGCCUUAAGAUAGACCUAGCAGAGGAAACUCGACGUUUGCAGAACCAGCAACGGACACGAAAGCAACUGGCUCAGCUUUACUUGCUACGCCUGGUGAUCAAUUCUGUAAUCCUCCUGUUGAUGGCUGCAGCUUUCUACUUCAUCCACUUGGCCACAGAGAUUUCCCAGGGCUACAAUCAGCAUUAUGUAUCCAGGCUUGGAGUAUUGAGUCAGUACUUGCCACCCAUGACUAUCUCCAUAGCAAACGUCCUCCUGCCCUUCCUUUUCCAUUUUCUGGUCCAGCUGGAGAACUACUCGCCUAACACUAAAGUCAACAUCACCCUUGUGAGGUGUGUAAUCCUAAAUCUCUCCAGUUUGGGCAUGUUCCUGUUCUUCUUAGGCCACAAGGUUCUAUGUGUGGGAAGCAGUAGUGCUGUCCAGUGCCGGCCAUGUGGCUACAACCAACUCUACCAGUGUUGGGAGACCCACAUUGGGCAAGAAAUGUACAAGAUGACUAUCUUCAGUUUCUUGACCACCUUGGCAUCUGCUUUUCUUAUCAGCCUGCCACGGAGAUUGCUAGCUAAGCAUUCAUCCAGUGCACUGGCCCAGUGGCUUGGCAAAGAGGAAUUUCUGGUGCCACACAAUGUACUGGACAUUGUUGCAGGUCAAACCGUGAUAUGGAUUGGGAUCUUCUUCUGCCCACUCCUGCCCUUGCUUGGCUGUGUUUCCAUCUUCCUUACAUUCUAUGUAAAAAAGUAUACCCUGUUCCAAAAUUGCCAGCCUUCCACUCAGCUAUUCCGAGCCUCCCAUUCUAAAUUCCUCUUCCAAAUCAUGCUGCUGCUGGGCCUUUUCCUGGCCUGUUCUCCCCUGAGCUAUGUCAUCACCAGGGUUUCUCCAUCCCAUGCUUGUGGGCUCUUUAGGAACUAUUCCUCUCCAUGGGAGGCAGUGCCUGUGGCUGUGUCCCAUUUAUCACCCACCGCACAGCUUGUUUUGAACUAUGCUGCUUCUAACGGGUUUUGCUUCUCACUUUUGAUGCUGCUCAGCAUAAUCCUUACAGUGUACAUUUCACAGGCACAAGCCAAUAAACAAGUCAUUGAGAGACUCAAGAAGCAACGUGUGCUGUGCAUCCAAGAAAAAUGGUGUGUGGUGAGGAAACUGGCUCAUCUUAUGGUGAAAUCACAAUGAGUCAAUGACAGUUAAACCUCCAGGGAAAGUAAAUGACUGGCAGAAUUUCUGUUGAGAGAAGGAACAUGUAUUUUGCUUCGAAGAAAAGCAGAACCCACAGAGUGGUCCAAGUUUACCUGACCUAAAUGAAAACAAGAAUCUCUUGCUGCUUUCAAUUGAGUUUCUCCACUUUUGUCUUUUAAAUAGAUAUAGCACCCAUUUUUCCACUGUGGAUGGUGAUUGCUCGACUGUAUUUUUUGUUUCAACUGUUAAAGCUUCCCAUUCUCUCAAGCCUGCAACUGCUAUGUCCUGAAAAAUGUUUCUUUUGGGAAUUAACAUAGAAAAUACUGUAUGUGGCAUAAUAAAGAUAUGCUUAAACUUCUAA
Molecule: messenger RNA, 2566 nt
Organism: Anolis carolinensis (green anole)
Lineage: Eukaryota; Metazoa; Chordata; Lepidosauria; Squamata; Anolidae
Gene: tmc8
Product: transmembrane channel like 8
Exons: 17
Coding region: 145-2202 (685 amino acids)
Cellular component (GO): plasma membrane
Molecular function (GO): mechanosensitive monoatomic ion channel activity
Source: RefSeq, a predicted model, not a curated record